This is a messenger RNA of Haliotis rufescens (red abalone), 3703 nucleotides long. Its product is annotated as adenosine 3'-phospho 5'-phosphosulfate transporter 2-like. The coding region runs from base 177 to 1298 and encodes 373 amino acids. Gene Ontology annotation, biological process: transmembrane transport. NCBI's taxonomy places the organism in Eukaryota, Metazoa, Mollusca, Gastropoda, Lepetellida, Haliotidae. Gene Ontology annotation, cellular component: endoplasmic reticulum membrane; Golgi membrane. The record is from RefSeq and is a predicted model, not a curated record. The transcript is spliced from 10 exons. Gene Ontology annotation, molecular function: 3'-phosphoadenosine 5'-phosphosulfate transmembrane transporter activity.
UGACGUAUUUCACAAGCACCUCACCCUGCUGGUGCCGUGUCAACAUCGCCAGCUUUGUAUUCUCUACGGGUAGACAUACUGUGGUUACAUUGCUGAGUGAAUAUCGAGAGGGUGCUUCUACAUUGCACAGCAAGACCUUCAAUAGAACUUUCUGAUUAAAAGGGUGUCUGUUGGUGAUGUCCAGAUUUCCAGUUCAACCAAAUGACGGCCGGAGACAAGUAUUUCCAAACAUGAAGUCAGGCACUGUUGCUGUUCCCAUGGCGACAGGGGAUGAGAAGAAAGAGGAAGUUGUAUUGUUUGGCAUUGAUUUGUCCAACCUUACCCGCAGUAUGCAGUUCAUGAUUCUCACUGUGGCAACCUUCUUCUUCUACCUCAUCUACGGCUAUCUUCAGGAGCUAAUUUUCCAACUACAAGGAUUCAAACCUUUUGGAUGGUACUUGACACUGGUACAGUUUGCCUGCUAUACAUUGUUUGGACUUGCUGAGCUGCAGUUUAAGCAGGACAAGAGCAGAAAAAUACCAAUGCAGGCAUAUUGGUUGCUUGCCUUCCUGACAGUGGCCUCCAUGGGCUUGUCUAACACCUCGGUGGGCUACCUCAACUACCCCACACAGGUGAUAUUCAAGUGCUGUAAGCUCAUCCCAGUACUCAUUGGAGGAAUUCUCAUUCAAGGAAAGAAGUUCAACGCUAUAGACAUCACAGCGUGUCUAAUGAUGAGCAUUGGGCUUAUCCUGUUUAUGCUUGCAGACUCUAGCGUCUCGCCAAACUUCAACCAGUAUGGUGUCAUACUGAUAUCUCUUGCCCUGUGUUCCGAUGGCGCCAUAGGCAAUGUCCAGGAGAAAACAAUGAAGAAGUACAGUGCCUCAAACUCAGAAAUGGUGCUGUAUUCCUAUGGGGUUGGGUUUCUUUACAUUUUGGUUGGACUCUCCGUCAGUGGCCAGAUAGUUCCAGCGUUUGUUUUCUGUCAGGAUCAUAUAGUGAAGACCUACGGCUAUGCUGUGUUGUUCUCUGUGUCUGGGUACCUAGGCGUCAGUGUCGUCCUCACCCUGGUCAAGUCUUUCGGGGCACUUGUAGCUGUCACAGUGACAACAUGUAGGAAGGCUGUCACCAUCAUCCUCUCCUUCCUCUUCUUCACAAAACCAUUUACAUUCCAAUAUAUAUGGUCAAGUCUGGUGGUGGUGCUGGGGAUCUACCUCAACCUGUACAGCAAGAACAAGGUCAGCUGGGACCACAAGUUCAACAUGUUCCUCCAGAGGUGGAAACUACGACCAAGAGAGUUUGAGGCAGAGAAUAUUGUCUGAUCUGGGAUAAAUUUGUGGGAAUGUGCAGGUUCAUGGCUGACAUGUUGGGGUUAUUACGGUAUAUUAAGAUCCAGGUACAGACAUUGUUUUACUGUGUGCAAUAUGCAACAUUAGUGUGUUGAGAAAAUGUUGAAGAUCAAAAACAUGAAAGACCAUUAGAAAGCAAGGUUUACUUAUUUGUCAGUUUAUGGAAACAUAAAUUGCUUGGUUAUCCAAUCAAAUGCCACUGAAUCAUUUGCAAUAUUUUCUUAAUGAAAGGAUUUUUUUCUUUUCAUUUUCUCUACUACCAUUGCUAUAAAGUUGAGCAUGGAGAUUUGAAACACACAAAAUAACAUAGAUGACCCCACCUUGAACUACUGAGGAUGAGAUCUGAAUUGUGGAUAUGAGUUGCAUCUAUAUCCUAACACCUCUGUGGUGUUGCUGGCAUCUCUAUGUGGAACACUGUUGUACACUGUAAUGGGUGGGAUGAUCUGAUGCUGUAGUCAGCAGUAUUCUGCAGGAUCACAACAGCCUGUAAAAAAUCAAGUGGGCAGACCAGUGGUUGAUACCAUGAGCACCGAUGCAUGCCAUCAGGGUAUGAUGACAAACGAUUAUCCAUGGUCACAUGUUGAAACAUUUUACAGGAGUAGGAGCUAACAUAUUUAGUCCACUAGUCCUUAUAAUGAUAACAUGUAGCAAAACCCUUAAAAAUGGCAAGUUUCUACUAGUCCUUAUGAUACCUUAACUGUUUGGCAGUUUGGCAAGGACUACAGGACCAGUGCCAAUUUCUAACACUGACUUUAUCCUCAUUGGGAGCUUUUACAAGCAUGGCGUACGGGAACUUGUUCUGUGUGGAGUCCAUAUAGGGAUUGAAAAUGUCUGAAAGGUUAUCAGGGUUUGAGUUCCCUAAAUGUGAUAUGUAGAUCUAUAUUCUGUCCAUAUUUGUUUGAGAUUACCUCUGUGGUUAAGUGGAAAGAGCGUCUGCCUGGAGAGUGGAAGGUUGGUGGUUCGAUCCAUGGAGGUGUCAUACUUAAAAAUGAUACUUGUUGUUACCAUGUCUGGCAUUCAGCAUUAAUUGGAUAAAACAAGGACUGGUCGACUGGGUGUCAGUUUGUGAGUGGGGUAUCCAUGUUAAGCUGUGGCAAGGUAUUUCAGUGGGCUAGCACUAUAGCACUAUAUAACUGGCAUUUGUUUGGACUAGAACAAGAAGCCCCACACACAUGUGACGUUGAGCAACAUUUGUCGUGGAGGGUAGUUUGAUAGGUGACCAUUUUGGGCAGCUUUUGGCAGGUCUUGCCCCACACUGAAACUCAUGUAGCACAUGCAGUGUCACUUUGGGCAAGUGACUGUUCAAAAUAUGCCUUUGUUCACCAAGCAGUGAAUGGGUACCCGGUAGAAUGAGAUUGUGAUGUGACUGUUAACCUUUUGGUGCCUCACAGGCAGCUUGAGUUGUAUACUCUCUAGGGAGCUGAGAAUGAACAUCAAGUGUACACUGAUCCAUUGGCAGGGGGUAAUAAUAAUGUAGCACCAUGAGCACUCACUUGGUGAAUGGAAUAUGACGUGUUAUAGGCUUCUAGUGUUGGUCACUGUGUUUAACAUGAAACCACAUUUACCUGAAGUGUGUCUGGUUCUCUCACCUAGCUCCUUGACACAACAAGAAAUUUCUUUAAAACUAAAAGCACCAAUUGUGCCUCUGAGCUGUUUUUAUUAUUUUAGCCUUAUUUUAUAAAUUUUAUUACAGUUUGACUGACCUUUAUCUCAUGACAUGUGUUAGCAAUAACAGGUGAUAUUGGUAUGUGUUUUUGUAUGAAUGUAGUAUUAAUAGCUGGAAAAUUAUCCAAUUUUGUUGUUAUGGAUGAAAACGAUACUCGCUGGCCUUUACAGGCACUCUGUGAUGUGUGUAAAGGAAGUUGAUUUUCUUAGCAUUGUCCUUGGAGGUUUUAGUGAUAUACAGGUGGCCAAAACCUUUCUAAGAGUUUCUCAACAUGUUUAGUUACCUUCUUUUCUAUUAGUUCCAAAUUAAAUUGUUCAAAUAUCAAAUUUACUAUUGUAAAAUCACAAUAAUGUCAUGUGAGUCAAUUGCAUGUGAGAGCAAUUUUUAAUAAUUUCCUAAUUGGAAAUCAUUAAGCCAUUAUCCAUGUACCAUGUACCAUUAUACACACCCAAGCCACAUGCAUGUGAAAGUUCAGUUAGGAGUGUCAUUUCUUGCAUAAGAAUCACUUUCAUCAUAUCAACCAAGCAGUCAAGUUAAAACAAAUAAUUUAAAACUUUUCAUAUCUCGGAGUCACUUCAUUGUGGACCCCUUGAAAAUCCAGGUUAGAAUAGGUCUUCAGCAACCCAUGCUUGUCGUAGCCCAUUUGUGGUGUCCCUCGCCAUGAUAUCGCUGGAAUAUUGCUAAAAGCGGCGUAAAAUUUAAACUCACUCAC